Molecule: messenger RNA, 2072 nt
Organism: Manihot esculenta (cassava)
Lineage: Eukaryota; Viridiplantae; Streptophyta; Magnoliopsida; Malpighiales; Euphorbiaceae
Product: protein CPR-5
Exons: 5
Coding region: 29-1951 (640 amino acids)
Biological process (GO): defense response; trichome morphogenesis; leaf senescence
Source: RefSeq, a predicted model, not a curated record
UUCUUCGGAAAAAAAUAUUUACAAAAUUAUGCCUCCCGGUCUCCUCUCUCCUGUGGAGAGCCUUUCUUCUUCUUCUCCCCCUGCGCAAGAAUCCAGCGCCACCGCGGAUUCAUAUCGGAUGAUGGAAGGCCCUCCGUUCCAAAAACCGAUUGACAAUGGAAAGCUAAUUAUGGCCCAUUACAACGAGAAGGAGAGGAAAAAGAAGAAGAAGAAGAAGAAGAAGAAGAAAGCCUAUGAUGACGUUGUUAUGACGCCCUCAUCUUCUUCUUCGGCGGCUCUUCCUUCUAUGCAGCGAAGAACGCGUAUCACUUAUAAACGCAGGAAGCCUAAGGUGGUGAUCGGUCCAGUUCGGCAUGGUGACCGCUUUUGGGAUGGCGAUUUGGAGGCCGUUUCUCUCCCUCUUGGAAUGUCAUUUGCUGCUGUUGUUGCCCUGGUUCUUGAGAGGAAAGAUGUGGAAGGUGAACAGAUGUCUGUUGAUCAUCUUUCAAAGAUUUGUGCUUCAGCUGUCAGAGAAUCUUUAGUCAAUGUCUUUGGUGAUAAAUUUGAUUUUUUUGCAAGGAACUUUGAGAAAUCAUUUGGGAGUACAUUAAGAACCCUUAGAUUGAUUAAUGAGGCAUCCAUCAAUAAGGAAGCGUAUCACUUAAGCCCUCUGAAUGUAGAAAGCUUGGCUUCACACUCGACUCUUAAAAAUGGGGUUGAUUGUAUUAGUUGCUCUGGCAUCAAGGAUUCUCUCUCAGAAACUUCAGAAACUGAUUUGCGAUCUUUCUCAGCACAGAAUAAAAUGCAUGUGGCUGCAGAUGUAGAAGAUAUUAUUCCUUGCUCGAACCAGGAACUUGCCUUGAAUGGGCAAUUAAACCAACAGAUUUGUGCUGCAGAUGUAGAAGAGAUUAUUCCUUGCUCGAACCAGGAACUUGCCUUGAAUGGGCUAUUAAACCGACAGAUUUGUGUUCGAAGCUCAUUAGAUUCUGUAAUCAACCAGAGCAGCACUAUUGAGAAAUACAUCAUGGAGGAAGCACGUUCUAAUGACCUGAAGACAUUGGAGAUUGGUCUUACAAUGAAAAAAUUAAAAUUAAAAGAGGCACAGCUGGCUCUUAGCUUUGAUUCGAAUCAUCUUGAAAGAUCAAAAAUAGCAAUGGGUAUGUCAAAGGCAUCCUUUAAAGCCGAAAAAUUCAAGAGCCAAGUAGAAGAGACAAAGUAUGCUGAACUGCUUAAGAACUGCAUAGACUGCCUUGUUGCUGGGUUGUUCAUCAUGUCUGCCUGCCUUUUAUAUGGUGCAUAUAUUUUUUCAUACCAAAGGAUCACUGAUGCUACUGCAUCCUGUAAUCCUUCAGUUCAGGAGUCUAAAUCAUGGUGGUACCCAAAGCAAUUUUCGACUUUCAACUCAGGGCUGCAUACUCUCCGGUGCCAUGUUCAAGUUGUGAGCCGAAUGCUAUUUGGCAUGUUACUGAUCCUGGCAGUUGCGUAUUUGCUUCUCCAACGAUCAGCAACCUCACGACAGACAAUGCCAGUAACCUUCAUCUUAUUGCUUUUGGGAGCCGUCUGUGGCUUUGCUGGUAAAUUUUGUGUAGACACAUUGGGAGGAAGUGGAUUGCAUUGGCUACUAUAUUGGGAGUCAAUGUGCUUGCUGCACUUCUUCUCAAAUGUCUUUACAUCAAAGUUGUUCUAUGUACUUCAUGGACCUGUCACCGUCUCCCAAGGGAUGAAAUCCAAUGCAAUAUGUCCAUACUGGUUCCGGAGAUUUGUUUUCUAUGGUCUUGUGCUCUUGUUUCUGCCAUUGUGCUGUGGUCUUCUGCCUUUUGCUGGUCCUGGUGAAUGGAGAAAUCACUUCUUGACGUGUGCCUCAAAUUUUCUCUCAUCCUACCAACUUGGUGAAUGGAGAAAUCACUUCUUGACGUGUGCCUCAAAUUUUCUCUCAUCCUACCAACUGGUUGAUUAUGACCUUUAUGUGUAAUUUUCUCUACAUUUGCCGAGCUUUCUCCUUGGUAAUUAUGUAGGCAGCUGCUUUUAUUUAUUCAGUCCGUAACAAACAAUCUAUUUUUUGGAGUCUGUUUAAUUUUUUCCAUUUUUAGUCA